AUGACGGCCGUGAGAAGAUAUGCUCGAAAACAAUACAGUCCUCGCCGACGUACUUGGAAGUCCGGCAACAAGUUCAAGCGUCGGAACUACCGUCGAAAACGUGUUGGUACUGCUACUGCAAAGUUUAAUGGUCCUGUUGGAACUGUACGCGGUCCGUUUCCUGCGCGUGAACGCGUCCAACUCACGUACGCCUUCGUCAGACAAUUCGACCCCAGAUUGAAUCAGAAUGUAGCAUUUGCUUGUGUAUCGCUUACUAAUAUAUUUGAUCCUGAUCCAGCUAUCGGUGGAUCUCAACCUGUGUUCAGGGAUGAAAUGUUCCAGUUGUGUGAUCACGCUGUUGUAAUUGCUGCUAAAGUGGAAAUGUGGAUUUCUCCUUCUGGUUCUAAUAAUAAUUCUUUAGAUUAUAUGUUAUGUUUACUUCCCCGUGAUAAAACUCUAUAUUGA
Molecule: messenger RNA, 444 nt
Organism: Trichoplax adhaerens
Lineage: Eukaryota; Metazoa; Placozoa; Uniplacotomia; Trichoplacea; Trichoplacidae
Exons: 1
Coding region: 1-444 (147 amino acids)
Source: RefSeq, a predicted model, not a curated record